This is a messenger RNA of Mesorhabditis spiculigera, 978 nucleotides long. NCBI's taxonomy places the organism in Eukaryota, Metazoa, Nematoda, Chromadorea, Rhabditida, Rhabditidae. The record is from the annotation of a GenBank genome assembly.
AUGGGCAAUAUCUUGCGACGACGUUGCCCGCCAGAAGAGCAAUUGGAGACAAUAGCAUGCCAUGUCAAUUUUUACAAGAAAACCUUGGAGGGUCUGCCCGGCCGCCGCCAAACUGCACAUCGCCAAUCACUGAUGCUCAUCGUUUUCCUGACAACCACGACGCUCGCCUGGCUGAUCCUACACUUCCCCGAGAAGAGCCGCACCCUGCUUAGCGUUUUCCCGGCCGUCAUUGGGCUGCUCCUACUGUGGUUGCUGCGAAAAAUGGUCAACAGUUACUACAAUUACACUGUGGGCAAAACGCAACGUGCCCUCGAUUGGGCGAUGCACAAGAAGGACGAGACGCUGGAAGAGAUCCGCGAGACGAAAACUUUUAAGGUGGCAUGUGAAUUGCUCGAAAAAUACGACGACGCCGAGCCGCACUCCGCUGCCAAAGCCAGCAAAACGACUUCAACCACGGACAUUCGCACCGAAAUCCCGGCAACGACUCCGCAAGGGGUGCAUCGUGGUGCGAGUGGCCGGCGUGUGGCUGUUUCUACCCCUAUUCGACGCCAGGCCCCGUUACCGAUACGACCAAUGGUUCGGCAACCGCCAUCAAUUGUGGAACGGUUUAUCGACUACUGCCUCGGCGAGGGACCAGGUACAAGAAACGCGCUGAUCUGCUCACUAUGUCACACUCACAAUGGGAUGGCGCUGCCUUCAGAGUUUGAUUAUCUGGCAUUUCGAUGCUUCAGCUGCAAUCAUUUAAACCCGGCUCGUAAAUUACGACCGAGUCAGCAGUCGUCAGCUAAACCACUACAGGCUCGUCCCGCGUCGACUCCCUCUUCUCUGACGAUUCUACCGGGGGCCCGUGAAAUAACUAGUCAAGCCGUGGACGGAGACCAGCGUUCUUCUACGGAUAAAACUCCUGAACUCGACGAACUGAGCUCCAAAUCCGAAGAACUGGAGCCAGUCGUCAGCACUGAAGAAGUUAGCCGGGCU